Messenger RNA from Cyprinodon tularosa, 3875 nucleotides. RefSeq names its product metalloproteinase inhibitor 4-like. Gene Ontology annotation, biological process: negative regulation of membrane protein ectodomain proteolysis; negative regulation of endopeptidase activity. Gene Ontology annotation, molecular function: protease binding; metalloendopeptidase inhibitor activity. NCBI's taxonomy places the organism in Eukaryota, Metazoa, Chordata, Actinopteri, Cyprinodontiformes, Cyprinodontidae. The transcript has 5 exons. Gene Ontology annotation, cellular component: extracellular matrix. The coding region runs from base 353 to 1027 and encodes 224 amino acids. The record is from RefSeq and is a predicted model, not a curated record.
UUCAAGGCCAGAGUGUGAGGGGAUUGGGCUAUUGUGAGCCUCUCUGUGUGUUGUCUAGAGAGGGGGGGAGCAAGAAAGAAGAGAAAAGAGAGCAGCAGUAGCCUUCAACUCGAGUUAUUUGCUGAUGCUUGAAUUCAGAGGUGCACUUUAAACUUAUGAAAACAUUUCUAUCCACAGCUGCCUCCCAGCUCUCCAGAGCUUCUCUUAUCUCUUCCACCCUCCUGUCUUUUUCUCCACACACCCACCCUGCCGACUGUCGACCUAACCUGCUUACUUUGGAAAUCAACAGUGCAAGAAGAGGCUACAGAGCAUUCAUCAAGUGGCCGAACAGUGAAAGGUAGCCAGAGCUGUCAUGGCUGUGUCCCAGGACAGGAGUGCGUGUCUGAGGCUGGUGGUGCUUCUUUUGCUUGGUGUCGGCAUGGAGGAAGUUGUGGAGGGAUGUAGCUGCAACCCAGCACACCCACAGCAGCUCUUCUGCAGUGCUGAGAUCGUGAUAAGGGCAAAGAUCUCCGGAGAGAAGAUUGUGUCGCCUAGCAACAGCUCCUCACCUUACAUGAAGAUGAUCCAGUAUGAAAUCAAAAUGAUCAAGAUGUUUAAAGGUUUUGAUAGAGCCAAGGACAUCCAGUAUGUGUACACCCCCGUCUUCUCCUCACUCUGUGGAGUAAAACUCGACUCCAAUAAUAAAGCAGGGUAUCUGCUCUCAGGAAGCAUGUGGAGCGAUGGACGGAUUUCUAUUGGCCAGUGUGACUUAGUGGAAUCCUGGGACAACUUAUCGCUGUCACAAAAAAAGAACCUUAAUUACAGAUACCAGAUGGGUUGUGAAUGCAGGAUCAACACAUGCUACACGGUACCAUGUGCGUCUACAGGUGAGAACGAGUGCCUGUGGACAGACUGGCUGCUUGAUAACAGUCUGAAUGGGGAGCAGGCUCGGCAAUAUGCCUGCAUCCGACGAUCGGACACGAGCUGUAGCUGGUAUCGGGGUGGGCCUCCACCUGAGAAGGACUUCUUGGACAUGACUGACCCGUGAUCUGUAACCCUGACUCCUGAAAUCUCUUAAGAAAAUCCCAACCCUGCUUCUGGCAUAUUUAGCAUGCAGAGUAGCAACUAAAAUGAGUUAAAAGUUAUCACAUAUUCAGACCUACUGGAGUAAAAGCUGCCUUUAAGCUACUGAUUCCAAAUUACCGGCAGCGAUCCAGCAACAGGAAAAUUACUAUUUUUGACUCAUUUCACAAAUUCCACUACAUACGUUUUUACUGAGUGAGAACAGGGACAGUACAUGUACAGCAAAACGUUACUUUCUGACUGAAGGGUUCCUACAUAAUUAUAAAUGAGCUCCUGUUACAAAAGCCCUAUAAUUAUUUGUAUGAUGUACAAUUGAUCAAGUAGCAAUUAGAGUUCUGAAUUUACAGAAAUCCAAAUGGAAAUGUUUAAAAACACUAAAAUAAUCUUUCUUGCAACAUCAUUGCAAAGUCUAAUCCUGUACAAAUAGACUGCGAGCUCAUGACAGUGCAAUACUAAAAAAUGAACAGAUGUUGAAUAUACUGUACUUUGCGAACGUUUUAGGCUCUUAAACUGAAAUAUAAAUUGAAUGAUAUGUCAUGAGAGAAAAAUUGUAAUGCAAUUAUACAAUUCAAAUGGAUGAAAUAAAAGGGACUUUUUCCACAAUGAUCUUUAAGGGUAAAGCCAUUUUAAACACCUUUUUUGUUUGCCCUUUCUUUCUAUUUUUUAUUAUCUGUUUUAUAAAUCUGAAGCUGACAUGCUUAAUGAUUUUUAGAUUUGAAUAUAUAUCUACAGUGCCUAAAGCCUUUGCAUUUUGCAGUUUAUGCAAGGAGAAGCAGCCCAAAUUAACCACUUUUUUUCAUUGUGAUUAUUAUAUAUAUUAUGCAUUUCUUUAAAGUGAAACUCCUCAUAGUUUUAUUUCAAAAUCUUGAGCUUGUAAAUAUAAUAUUGGAAUUCAAUUAACAUUGUUAUGGCUAACUAUAUGUUUUGUUUUUGCAUAGAGGUCCUUAUCCUGCUUUUUUUCCUUCGUGCAAAUCCGUCCUGUUUUUUUCUGGUGCCAAAAACCCAAUCCAGCACCUUGACAAAAGCACUGCCACCUAGAGAAGCCAAGCCUUUGUUCCUUAGGAGAAAUGAUAUAUAACAGGACAAGAUAACAUUUCUUAAAUCCUUGAAAAGGAUGGCAGACUGCUUGUUUCUUUGUUCUGAAAAUUUGCUGAAUAAAUGAAGGACAGGAGUCUGACUGGACUUGAAUUACUUUACAUAAAUUAUACAGAUUAUAAGGCAUUAUCCCUUGUUCUUACAUAUGGUGCUGUGUUUUCACUCUUACUUAUUACAUCUGUUUUUUGUGUCUUUUAAAAACAAUUUAAGAUCAUGAAGUAAAUUCUAAUAUCAAACUUAGAUAGCCUGAUGAAUAUAAAGUGCAGUUUAUAAAAGAUGAUUUACAAGGGGAAAAAAUUACCUGAACCUACCAAAACCUUGUGAAAAGUUUAUUGCCAUGUAAAUCUUGUACACACUUUCACCACCUGUAGUGAAAACAACUACCAUCCAGCAUUUGGAACGACGAUAAUCCCAAUGGAGCAAAUUCUGAUACUUUUCUUUGCAGAACCAUUUUAUCUGGCCACAUUUGAGGAUUUCGGAAGAAGAAAUCAGUUUAAAGCAAGCCUAGAGGAAUUCAAUUGGUUUAAAGUCCAAAUUUUGACUAGGCUUAUUCAAACUCCUCAUGGGCAUUCCUAUUGUGCUUUGGAUCAUUGUUCAGCAAUAUAACCUAGUUGCCCUUACCCUUACUUUGUGCAGGCCAGCUCCUCCUGGGAAUAUUUCACAUGAUUCCAUGUUUUUUACAUAUGUGGAUAAGAACUCCCAAAACCAUAGAAAUGUCCUUCUAAUUCCCUCUAGACUGAUCAAUGCCAAUGAACAAAGCAGGAUCUGAUUCUAAUUGAGGUUUCAGUAUACACACUAUCAUUUAUAAAUGGUAAAUAGAUUAUUUAUUAAUGAUUAACAGAUAAAAAGUGUUUGAUAAUUGUUUAUAAACUGCAUCUAAACCGUAUAAAAGGUAAGUAGAUGAUAUUGCCCUGCCAUGUUAGUUAAGCCCUAACCCUAACAUCAGCAGACUUUAGAUCUGACCCAAGCCUUUAUUUCUAAUUUAACUUUCCCUUUCAUGUUGGACCUAGCCACUAAUAAAUGAUCUACUUACCUUUUAGAAAUAGUUUGGAUGCGCUUCGUAAAUGAUUAUCAAACAUUAGAAAACUAUCUGUUAAUUAUUAAUAAAUUACCUCUUUAGUGUUUAUAAAUGAUGGCUUUCUCAGUAAUGUCAUACAGGUUUUAUUUAAUAGGUUUGUUUUAUAGAGGCUUGGAUGUGGAUGGUGAAAUUUAAAUCUGACCGGUUGAAACAGUUAAACUUAUCAAGUAAAUUUGGAUUUUUAAUAAUUUUUUUUCUCACAUGCGACAGGUGAUUUGUUUAAAUGCCCUUUACCCCCAAUUAAUUAAUAGGAAAAAUGCUUUUUUUACUCACUAUAUUUUUUUUUAUCUGCUAAAGUAUGAUAAUAUUUUUAUCUGCACUGUUGUACUUGGUAGGACUGGUUAAUUUAAAGUUAAAUUCAGCACUGUAAUAUUUACAUUUCAUGUAACAUUUUUAUCUUAGAUAUGAGAAAAUAGCUGAAAUCUCAACCAAUUUAAACACUCAAACAUACCUGUUAGUUUAAUAAUUCAAAGUUACUAAUGCAUAAUCAUACUAUGUGAUUUAAAUUUCUGUUUUGUUUUUUUACAGAAAAAUGUUUGGGUUUGUAUUUAAGUCUCUGUUUCUGUCUACAUAAAGUUUUCUAUCUUCAUGUACCAAAAAAAUGUAUAUAAAAUGUCUCAGUGGAACAUUGUGUCACUUC